AUGACUGCUUCCGUUGACACCUUGCUAUUUCAUGAAAAAGAGGAGGUACUCUGUUUCCAUGGACCGCUUUUGUACGAGGCUAAGGUCUUAAAAGCAGAGAUAUGGCAUCCGGGUGAUUCUGAAACGGGUGAUACUGGUCCUCAUUAUUAUGUGCAUUAUAAGGGAUGGAAAUCAAGUUAUGAUGAAUGGGUGCCAAAUGAACGGGUAUUAAAAUUAUCGCAAGAAAAUCGCGACAGACAAAAACAACUCAAAGAACAAUACACACCGAAAAAGAAGAAAUCAAGUAUGAAGCCAACAUUAACUAAAACCCCAUCUGAAGAGGAAUCUUCAACAGGUAUCAAAAAGAAACCAGUCACUACGACAAAAGCUGCUGUCUCUAAAGCAAUAACAGCACCUUCAAAAGUCUUAGCUGCAGAAUCCAAGACUGCCUCAUCUAAACCUACCGCAACAUCGUCUUCAAAAAAAUCUACAAUUGAACCAGAUUCACAUUCAAAAACCGAAUCAAAACGUACAAAAAAAUCUGAUUCGAUCACCCCAGCCUCAAAGAAAGGCAAAGAAAAAGAAAUCGCAGAUCAUGCAACCACAACGAAAAAUACAUCAAAAUCCGAUGGAACUGAUGCGAUCGAUAAAAUAAAUGCUGAUAACUCGUCUGUUGAUCAAGAAACCAAUAAUGGCAAAGAUUCGGAUCUUAAAGAUGCAGACAAGGAAAUAUUAGAGAUGCUUGAGGAAGUUCCUGAAACAAAAUCGACCAAAAAACCUGAGAGCGGUCGCGGAAGACGAAGAAAAUACAGUGAAACUGAAGAAGUGCCUCAACAGCUGCCCACCCCAGAAACUGAGGUAAUUGGUUUCAAUGAACCUGAUAUCGAUCUUCGCAUUCCCGGAGUCUUAAAAACGAAGCUGGUCGAUGACUGGGAAAACGUUACAAGAUUAAAUAAAAUAAUCUCAGCUCCGAGAUCCAUCACAAUAAACAAAAUUCUAAAAGGAUGGGCGGUAUACCAAAGAGCGGAAGAUUCGCCCGAUAAUAAAGAAAAUUUAAAAGAUCUUGAAAAUCACAAUCCUACAGGAAACCUCAUUCCACCAGAAAAUCAUAAUUCGUCACAUGAACAAGCGGUCUCUCCGGCAGUAAGAGAAGAUGUCGACGGAGAUAUCGAAAUGACUGAAGCUCAACCAGAGAUCCAACCGGAGGCUCAGACAGAAGAGAUCAAAGAAGAAUCCAAUGAAAAUUUUGAUAUAAACCCAUCAACGUCUUCUGAUGCUAAUAACGAAGUUACGAAUUCAACAAACAACGUCGAAGAAAAUCAAGAAAAAUCACCAAAAGAAGACGAAACAGCUAAUAAUCACCAAGAAGAGACUAUUCAAAGUGCAACCUCCGAAAACAAUGCAUCGACAAAUAAUCAACCGGAGGAAGAAAUAAAGGAUAUCUAUUUUGAAGUGGUCAAUGGUCUUCGACGUUAUUUCGAACGUGCUAUCAAUUAUAACCUUCUAUAUAACGUCGAAAAGCCUUACCUCGCUGAGUUAAAAAAGAACCACCCUAACACCGAUUUGUGUGACAUUUUUGGCGCAGAGCAUUUACUUCGAUUAUUGGUGAAGUUGCCUUUUUUCUUAGCACAAACAGAUAUGGACCAGGAAUCGACGCAAGAACUAAUAUUCCGGUGUGGACAGCUCAUGAAUUACAUGAUUAAAAACAUGGAAGAGUUCUUCCCACCUUCGCCCACACACUAUACACCUCAAAGUGAACCCGCAGCGAAGCGGCACAUGAAUAACAAUAGAAAGAUUACGAAACCGUCGUCAUCAUGGAAGAAUCAAGAGGGAUUGGUGUGCGCGAACUGCAAAACUACAAAUACACCAGGAUGGCGAGUCGGUGCCACUCAAGACGAAAAAUUAUGCAAUGCAAACACAAGCAACAUCGACCUGAGCACUUGUGGGGAAUCGUGCGUUCAAAACGCCAAUCAUAAAAACGUUGGUCAUAAAGAAGUACCCGAACACGCAUAUAGUUGA
Ambispora leptoticha is the source of this 1998-nucleotide messenger RNA. The record is from the annotation of a GenBank genome assembly. NCBI's taxonomy places the organism in Eukaryota, Fungi, Glomeromycota, Glomeromycetes, Archaeosporales, Ambisporaceae.